ACGAUGUUGACGAUUCCCUGCGAUCGUAAGAUGCAAAAUCCGUUGAAACUUAAAACGGUGGAGGCGGCGCGUGUAACAACACGCAUUUAAUAAAGUUGUCGUUUCGCUCUCUUCUUCUUCUUCUUCUUCUUCUUCUUCAACCACUGUAAAUGGAGACGGACAGAAGGAGAGAGAUCUUGUAGUACAGAUUCUCAUUCUUUCCUCCCUCAGCACUCUGCCUUCCUUCAUGGCGUCUCAGCUUUCGAGGUCUGUAGAGCGUAACGCAACGCCGAAGGAGAAGUCGGAAUGGACGGAGGAGGAGGAGGAGGAGGAGGAGGAAGAAAAGGAGUUCAAGGAGUGUGUGGAAGAACCAAAUGGUUCUCUGACGCCUGUGAUUGAUGAUAGCUUGGAGAGCAAUGAGCUUGAGAAACAGAAGCUCGCGAUCAUGAGAGCUUUUGUUGAAGGAGAAGACUCCUCUGCUAAGGAUGUAGAUGAUUUCAUGCUACGAAGGUUUUUACGAGCUCGUGAUUUAGAUAUAGAGAAGGCUUCUGCCAUGUUUCUGAAGUACUUGAGCUGGAGAAGAUCAGCUAUUCCUGACGGAUUUAUAUCAGUGUCUGAGCUAUCAACCAAUCUCGCUCACAACAAGUUGUUCAUGCAAGGUGUUGAUAAGAAGGGACAUCCAAUUGUAGUUGGCUUUGGUAACAGGCACAAACAAGGAAAUUUAGAAGAGUUUAUUCGUUUCGUAAUCUUUGCUUUAGAUAAAAUAUGUUCCAGGAUUCCAAGAGGGCAGGAAAAGUUUGUGUGUAUUGGUGACCUUCAGGGAUGGGGAUACUCUAAUAGCGAUAUUCGUGGAUAUCGAGCAGCUCUAUCAAUCUUGCAGGACUACUACCCAGAGAGACUGGGCAAGCUAUACAUUGUCCACGUCCCUUACAUAUUCAUGACAGCAUGGAAGAUGGUUUACCCAUUUAUUGACAAGAAAACCAAGAACAAGAUAAGCUUUGUGGAGGACAAAAAGCUGAAUUCCACGCUGCUUGACGACAUUGAUGAGAGCCAGCUCCCUGAUGCGUAUGGGGGCAAACUUUCGUUAGUUCCAAUCCAAGACUGCUAAAUCUCUUCAGAGAUGUUAUCUUAAAUAUCCAUCACACGGUUAAUACUCAUACCCCUCCUCUUCUCGCUCUACCUUUCUUUUACUGGUUUUCUAGUUGCUGGUAACGCAAUAUUCAAUAAGGUUAGUGGUAUAAGCUUUUACAGGGAAAUAACUCUCUUAGAGAAGUUCGAUUGUAGAAAUCAGACUCCUCCUACCCAUGUUACUGAAUUAGAGGAUUACUUUAUCUUC
Molecule: messenger RNA, 1315 nt
Organism: Cucurbita moschata (crookneck pumpkin)
Lineage: Eukaryota; Viridiplantae; Streptophyta; Magnoliopsida; Cucurbitales; Cucurbitaceae
Product: patellin-4-like
Exons: 6
Coding region: 227-1087 (286 amino acids)
Source: RefSeq, a predicted model, not a curated record